Messenger RNA from Sus scrofa (pig), 11086 nucleotides. NCBI's taxonomy places the organism in Eukaryota, Metazoa, Chordata, Mammalia, Artiodactyla, Suidae. The record is from RefSeq and is a predicted model, not a curated record.
ACUGUGGCAACUCUGGAUCCUUUAACCCACUGUGCCUGGGUGGGGAUCAAACCUACACCUCCGCAGUGACCCUAGACGCUGCAGUCAGACUCUUAACCCACUGUACCACAGUGGGAACUCCAGGGGACGUUUUUUAAGGGGAACAAAUUCUUUGUAAGGAUAAUUUUUAUGUGUUUUAUAGUGUAUUCAUGUAGGUGAGACUAACCAAAUCUUGAUAAAAUGAACUGAAGGGAGUGUAAUUUGAAUUGGCCAAUCCUGAUAUUUUUCGGUUGAGUAUGUGAGGUGGAAGAACAAGGCUGAUUUUUAAAGUGCAGAAGGGCCUUCAUGACGUGGUGUAACAUCUCUGCAAAGCUGUGGAGUUUGAUCCUCUGCAUCCUGUAGCUCCUGGAUGCUCCCCACUCAGCUUUCUUCAUGUGGAGCCAAGAUAAGGCAGCCACUUAAAAGUUAGCCUUAUACCCUGGCAGAGGAGGUCACUGGAAGACGGCUUUGGCGAUCCUAAUCAAAUGCCUUCCAGAAGUUAGAUGGCUUGUUGUUUGAAUCUUGGGACUUUCUCUACUGGGGAGUAUCUAUUUAAAAUAAGUGAGAUUGGGAGUUUCCGUCAUGGCUCAGUGGUUAACGAAUCUGACUAAAACCAUGAGGUUGCGGGUUUGAUCCCUGGGUUUGCUCAGUGGGUUAAGGAUCCAGUGUUGCCAUAAACUGUGGUGUAGAUUGCAGACGCGGCUUGGAUCCCUCAUUGCUGUGGCUCUGGCGUAGGCCGGUGGCUACAGCUCUGAUUCGACUCCUAGACUGGGAACCUCCAUAUGCCUUGGACGCUCCCCAAGAAAUGGCAAAAAGACAAAAAAAAAAAAUAAAUAAAUAAAUAAAUAAAAAUAAAAUAAAAUAGAAUAAAAAGUGAGACGCAAGCCAGUGAAAGAGUGUCACACAUUUCUUUGGCCAAACCAAAGAAAUAGGGUGAUUUUAUUGAGAGAGGCGGUCUGACCUAGGUGUUCAAGGGCAUAGUUCCAUGGUCCAGCUGGCUGGGUGUGAAUCCCACCACUGCUGCUUAUUUGUCGGAAGACAUUGUCUAAGUUACUCACCCUCUCCGUGCCUCUGUUUCCUCUUCAUCUCUGAAAAGGGUAUAAUAGAAUCUACUUUAUAGGAUCAGUAGGGAUAUACAUAUAUAUUGCUUCGGACAGUCCCUUCCUCCUGCUGAGUAUAAAAUAAUACUACACCAUUAUUAUUUCUAAAGUGCCAAACUUGAAAUUUGCAGACACCUCUGCAAUGGGCUCUAGGUUGUGAUACAACCCGUGCCUCUGCAAUGGCCCAGGUUGUAUCCCAGUGCCAUUGGCUUCCCUGUAGAUACAAGUUCUUAGGCAAGGGUGGGUGGUAAUCAGUUGAGUCCAUGCAGUCCUGUCCCCCAAACAAGACAGAGGCUGUGGACGUCAGCCUGACUCAUGCAUGCAGGGAGUCUGAGGCACUGUGCUCAGAGGACAGGCUCAGGCAGACGUGGGUACUAGGAGUAUCCUGCUAGCAGUCAGCAUCAUGGAAGAUGGCACAAGGCCAGGUAAUGCUGAAUCCUUGGUCCACUUUUGUCCAGAGCUCAAAAGAUAAGACAUGAUCCUAAUUUUCUUCAUCCUUUUGGUCCAAGGACUGAACAUGUCCUGCCUUCCUUUGAUGUGAUUCCAAAGUCUGGCUCAAACGGGAACCUCCCAGCAACAUCAGCCUCUCCCCUUCCUAGCUUACACCAGUUAGAGCCCAUUCUGGAACUGGAGUUGGAGUUCAUGCCACAGACAUUGAAAAUGCAAACAGGGAUAUUUCCCAAAGGAGACGUGGAGUACUGUUUUACCAAAAAAAUUGGAAGGGUGAGGUGAAAAAAACAGCAGAUGUCAUCUGUGCACAUAUGAGGGUGACGCUGAGAUAGUGGUGUUCUCCAGUUAGCACUGGCUCAGAAACCAGGUUUGCGGAAGAUUCAGGUCUGCGGGAAGGCCGGUCCACAGUCCACCUUGGAGACCGAGACAGGCAGAGCCAGUGGAAAGGAAACAGACAUUGGAAAGAGAUAAUAUUCCCUGGGAGUCUGUUCUGUGCCAGGGUCCUCACUUUGUGGUCUCAUUUAAGCCUCCUCACACCAUGAAGUAGAACUGGGGGUUUCAAGUGGUUGGAGAUGAGGAUAAAGAUAAAUCUGGAGUCUCCCAGGGCAGACUGAGGAAGCAGGCCUCAUAGAGGGGAACAUGGGUGCCGAAGGGCCGGGGACAUGCAGGCAGGUUAAAAAGGGGCUGCUCGGGGUUCCAGCAACACAGUUUUCUUUAGAUGUGAAAUGAUGAAUCACUUCGUUGUUUGAAAGCAGUACAGCCAGCCAGCCAGCCACGCCACGAUCUGGAUCUUGCAACCCACCUAUCUUAUUUUUCAACCAGGAAAAUCCUUUUAAAGAGAUAGAUGUGAAUUCCCGGUGCCGUGUAUAUAUUUGUGCCACAUUUAAUUUCAUUAGCUAUAAUAUCACAUAGCUGCGCUGAUUUAACUGCUCUGACCAGAUGGUAAUGCCGUCUGAAGAAAAAUGGUUCCACGAUGUAAUUGAACAUGUCCUGUUGACAGAGUUACAAUGACCCAUUUUCCCAAUUAAAUAUAGGUGAUUCAGUAAAAUCAACACCGGGUCUAUUUCUCUGCCACCACGUCUAGCUCAGAACAGAAGGGAGGAAUCGUGCUCCAGGGCAGACGCGCUGCACGGGUGACGGAGUAUAGCCUGGGGGCAGGAAUAAAGGCAGGCCUCCCCUCCCACUCUGGGCAGAAGAGAAGUGGCUGUUGAUACCUAGAUUUGGCCAGUGACCAAGGGGAGAGGCUUGGCUUUCUUAGUUACGACCCUUCUGAAAGUGAUGAUGAAAGCAGACGUGAACAUCAUGACAAGUAGGCGGUACAUUGUGAAACAUGUUGGCCUCUGAGUGGAACCAAGUGUAGCAGAAACAUGGGUGUUGACUCUGGGCAGAUGAGGGUGUUGGUUUUUAUGACUGUUUUCAAUCAAUACAAUUCAUGUAUCAGAACAAGCAUCUGAUGAAUCUGUCACUAAAAAUAUUUUUGCAUGUACUGAAAAAAAAAAAAAUUAACUGUAGGCUCUUCCAGGCCUUCCUGAUCUGCUUAUGUAACCACAAAAUGUACAGGUUUAGGAGUUCCCAUCGAGGCUCAGCAGAAACGAAUCUGACUAACAUCCCAGCAGGUUGGAUCCCUGACCUCGCUCAGUGGGUUAAGGAUCCAGCGUUGCCGUGAGCUGUGGUGUGGGUUACAGACACGGCUCGAUCUGACGUGGUUGUGACUGUGCCACAGGCCAGCAGCUGUAACUCCAGUUCAACCCUAGCCUGGGAACCUCCAUGUACUUUGAGUGCGGCCCUAAAAGGACCAAAAAAAAAAAAGAAAAGAAAAAGAAAAGAAAUGUACAGGUUCAGUAAAAGAAAGAAAAAAGUCAUACUGUGGCGUUGGAACUUUUCAGCAGGCUCCCUGGAGAUGCUGAUUAUCUCUAGAGAUGAUAGGAAGUGAGAUGUUUUUACUGAGAAGGUGGAAAACGGCCCCUGGCCGUGUGGAGAAACUUAAAAGAUGCGUGGCUUCACUUAGGCAUCUUCCUAUCGUGUGGGUAAAAAUCUGCAGUCCGUCUCUCCUCUCCUCGCCUGUGGACAAGGUGAGAAUUUGAAAAUCAAAAGGACCUUAAAAUCCACGCAAAGUCAGCCUCUCAUUUUACCCUUGAAGAAACUGAGGCCCGAAGAGGAGACCCACAUAGCUCCAGAGAUCUUAGGGUGGGCUCCCCAGUGUCUCUUCUCUCUUCACUGAUUUUGUUUCUGUUCCGGUGCUAAGGGGCUGCUGGGGAGAGGGGAGCAGAUGGAGGGAAGGGUGGAGUAUGAACCUGUUCCCUGCCUUCACUGCUAGUCACCCCAAAACAGCUUCCUUUCUGUCUAUUGUAUACAUUAAGGUCUCAUACAAGAAUUUAUUUAGAUAUUUUUCUCAUGUCAAAAAGUACAAAGUUUGGCGUCCCUGGUGGUUCCGUAGGUUAACAACUCGGUAUCGUCACUGCUGUGGGUCUGGUUACUGCUACGGUAUGGGGUUCAGUCCCUGGACUGGGAAUUUUUGUAUGCCGGGUGCAGCCAAAAAAAAAAAAAGGUAUGAAGCUUGAAACCCACUAUCCUCAACCACAGAAUUCUUUUUUUUUUAAUUUAUUUAUUUAUUUAUCUAUUUUUAAUUGUUAUUUCCCCACAGGAAUUCUUAAGAGAGUAUAUGAUGCCCAUGUGUCUUCACUCCUGCCCCAUGGGUCUUAGAUUUGGGCUUCAUUAUAUCUCCUCGUUUCCUAAUUCAUAAGACAGAAAGUAAAGCAACAUCAAAUCUUCUCAGGGAGAGGAUAUUCAGCAAGUAGAAGGAAAUAUUUCAGGGUAGUUGAAUGUUCAGGCAGUGUUUAACUUUGUCACCGUCCCCCGUUGCAGUUCGAUUCGGAAAAUGAGACUUAGCAAGCAGAGUCCUGGACGUCAGUCCCUGCUCUGCAGGAAGGUGCCGUUUGACCUGGCGCAGGCCCUGCAGACCGGUUCAGAGAACCGUCAUUUUCACCUGAGGGGGGACGUGGGCGAAGGUGGCAAGCUGGUCCAGCUGCUGCAGGCGCACAUCCAGGCGGGAAGCUCCCUCCGAGCGCAUCAGCACCAGCCUCCUGCCUGCGUGGACCUUCACCCCGGCCUCCUCUCUAAAGCUUCUCUGCUGGUGACUCAGAAACCUGACUGUUCAUUUUACACAUGUUUUGCCUUUGAUUCAUUUAUAGUGGCCAAGUCUCAAGCCACUCUCUCUGCUUUUUGCCCUGUGGGUGGGGACCAGCCUCUGGUUCCGCCCAGCAGGCUGAGCUUGGAGAAGCAAUCACAGCCCCCAAAGAUGAACUCCUUUGUCCCUGAAAGGGGCCUUUCUAGGCAGCUCCCCAGGGGCUACUGCUCUGUUCUCCCAAGGCGUCGUGAUUGCCUCUCCACCCAUCCCCAGAGGAGUCUGAUUGCAGCUCUGCUCUCCCCGGGCCUUGUCUGUCUGUGCUUUUUACCCACUUCCAGCCUGGCUCCUGAGGGCCUGAUUGGCCUCUCCAGUUCUCCCGGAGCACCAGGGUGGCUCUGCAACUCGUCCUCAGCUCUCUCGGCCAUCAACCCUCUCUCCCUUUGGUUUUGGGGUUUCCUUACUCUGAGGAUUCCUCCUUUGCAUACACAUACAGCCCACCUUGAAAACUCCUCUGGGUCUUUCUCACAGCACUGCUUAAUAGAAUUCCCACCUUUUCCUAAACCUGACUCGCCAAGUACCUCUGACUCAGACCAGCCAAGCAGGGCCAUGUCGGCCAUGCCCUGUUCGUUUCCCUCAAGCUGGGGGAAGGGGCUGGAGGCAUAAAGUCAUGAGUGUGCUUGCUGGGGUGGCAGCAAUGAAGAGACACGGUGUCCUCAGCAUGCUGGUGGAGGCCGAUAGUCUCCUCAGCAGAGGGCUUGGAAUAGCUAUAAAAGCAUAAUCGCAGGGGGCAGUAGGCAUGAAAUGCAUGGCUGCACACUUAGUUCUUAGGUAAAAGAAGCGUGGGUUUCCACACGGAGCCCUUUGUGAUUUCCAGUCCUGUGUCUUCCCAGUUUCUUAAAGGACUCCUUUGCUCGGUUUGUCUAACGGUCAUGGCCUUGCAGAAUAACCUCAGGAGCUGUUCUAUUCCUUGACCUUCUGCAUGAGCCUUGGGGAGCUGGUUAUGGUGGGUGGGGAAAUGGAGAAGAUUCUUCAGACAUGGCAUUAUAUAGAUUUGUUCUUCCAAAGAAAAUUGCCUUGGGGAUAGCCCUGCUAACAUGGUGGGCCGGGCUGUAUCUUUGAGGGGACAGUGGAAGGUAACUUGUGACAUUUUCUCAGAAUUUUUUGUAAUCCGUGAUUUUUCAUUUGAGAUUUUUCUUUCUGAAGAAGAUGCAUAGCUUGUUCAUGUAAUUCAGAAUUUGGAUGUUCUGGGCAUCCUACUGUGUCCUUCAAAAUUCAGUAAAGGUGUGCUUGUUAGUCUAAGCCAUCUUUUGUAAGAAUCUCAUCUGUUCCCAUCUGUGCUUAGACUCCCUGUUGUGUAGUAUUUUAUCAGCUGACCUGCAUUUGUCAUGUAAAAUCUUAUCGUUUAAUUUUCAUUUUAUUCCUCCUCGCCUCUGCAUAGCCAUCAGCAUGGGAUGACUGUGGUGACACCUUUUCAGCCUAAAGCAGACACUGGUAUUUAGUCGCCUCUGUAGCCUUGGUGGAGGCAUAUGCAGUUCCUUUUAGACCUUUUUUCCCAACACCAGGAAGAGCUCCCUGAUCCCCACAGUCAGCUCCGUGGACUCCUCUUCCAACCUCUAAAUUCAGUGAUGCUUCACGUUAUGUCUCAGUACCGUGAUGCUGGAGAGAAGUUCCAUUUAGGAUUUUCAUUUCACAGGUUAGACAGCAGGACCUCCUACUAUAUUGGAUUUUUAAAUAGGUUUAUUAAUGCUUUCUACUCCAGAGACUUGGAAGACCUGGAUGCCUUUUAGAUAAGAAAACUAAAAUAUGGUAGGCUGGCUUUCAAAAUCACAGUGCAAGUUUAUAUCAGAAUUACUUGAACAACAUUUUUUGUGUAUCUGUUGGGUAUAUAAGCCCGUGCGGUAGAUGCCCAGGGGAUUACAGAAAGGGGUGAAAGUUGCAGACCCUGCCUUUAAGGGGUUUCUGUGUAAGAGAGCAAAUAAAGUAUAAAUAAAAUUAAACUCAUUCAGCGGUGAUGAAUGAGUUUAAACCACUAAUUUGUGAUGUGAGAUUUCAGAAAAUGAGAGAGAAAUUGUUUUCUUUUUUCAAAAAGAUAAUUUAUUGAGGUGAAGUUCACAUAACAAAAUUAACAAUUUAAAACGAAUAAUUUAGUGGCACGUAGUACAUACACAGUGGUGUACAACUACUACUCUACCCUGUUCUCAUCACUCCAAAGUAAAACCCCAUAUCUGCUGAACAGUCUACACUGAUUCCUCUCACUCUCCAGCUCUUGCAGCCUCUGAUCUGGUUCUGUCUCUAAAAGUUUAUCUGUUUUGGAGAUUUCAUAUAAAUGGAAUCAUACAAUUUGUGACUCCUUUGUCUGGCUUUUUUUUUUUUUUACAAUAUUUUGGAGGUUCAUGCAUAUUCUGUUAUGUAUCAGUACUUCCUUUCUUUGUCUAAAUAAUAUUCCAGUAUGUGUAUAUACCAGAAUAUGUGCAUCUGUUGAUGGAUGUUUGGGCCGUUUCUACCUUUUGGCUGUUUUUAAUAUUGUGCUAUGAAAAUGUGUGUACGUGCACUUAUUUGAGUAUCUAUUUUCAGUUCUUUUGGUUAUAUACCUAGGAGUGGAAUUGCAGGGUCAUAUGGUAGUCUGUGUUUAAUUUUUUGAAGAAUCACAAAAUCAGUAUGGAACCUCAUUGUGGUUUUUCAUUCGCAUUUUGUUUUGGUUAAUGAUAUUAAGGAUCUUUUUGUGUGCUUUCAUGUGUCUACAUAUCUUCGUUGAAGAAAUGUCUGUUCAAGUCCUUUGUCCAUGCUUGAAUUGGAUUGCCUGUCCUUUUGUUGUUGAAUUUUAAGAAUUCUUUAUAUAGUCUUGAUACUAGAAUCUUAUCAGAUAUACGAUUUGGCAAUUUUUCUCAUUUUAUAGAAAUUUUCACUUUCUUGCUAAUGCUCUUUGUUGCACAGUUUAAAAUUUUGAUGAAAUCCAGUUUAUCUGUUCUUUAUUGCUAAUUUUUUAUAUAUCUAGGAAUUUACUGCCAAAUCCAGGGACAUGAGGAUUUAUCUCUAUGUUUUCUCCUAAGAGUUUUAUGGUUUUAGCUCAUAUGUUUAGGCUGUUGAUCCAUUUUGUGGUAAUUUUGUAUGUGGUGUGAGGUUGGGAUCCAACUUUAUUUUUUUCCAUGUGGCCGUGCAUUUGUCCCCACACUAUUUGUUGAAGGGAUCAUUCUUCCCCAUAGAAUAAUCUGGGCAUCUUUGUCUAAAUCAGAUGGUCAUAGAUGUUUGUUUCUGGAUUCUCAGUCCUAUUCCGUUGGUCUGUACUGCUGUCCUUGUGCCAGUACCACACUGUUUUGAUUGCUGUCAUUUUAUAGUAAUUUUUGAAAUCAAGACAUGUUUGUCCUGCUAACCUUAUCCUUUUUUUUCAAGGUUGUUUUGGCUUUUUAGAACUCCUUACAAUUCUAUACAGAUUUGAUGAUUGGCUUUUCCAUUUCUGCCAAAGUCCAUUGGAAUUUUGAUAGGAAUUGCAUUGAAUCUGUAGGUCCCUUUGAGUAGUACUGACAUUUUAACCAUAUUAAACCUUCCAAUCCAUAAAGUGGUAUGUCUUUCCAUUUAUUUAGGUCGUCAAUUGUGUAGUUUUUAGUAUAUAAGUCCUGUACCUCUUUGGGUAAAUUAUUUUGUAGGAAUUUUAUAAUUUUGGAUGCUAAUUGUAAAUGAAUAAUUUUCUUAAUUUCCUUUUUGGAUGGUACAUUGUUGGUGUAUAGAAACACAGCUAAUUUUUAUGCCUUUGGUCUCAUGCCUUGCAACUUGGCCGAAUUCAUUUUAUUAGCUUUGGGAUUUUCUAUAUGUGAACUCCUUUCAUCUGUCUAUAGAUAUGCAGUUGUAUUUAUUUCUCUUGCCUAAUUGCUCAGGUUAGAACUUCCAGAACAGGGUUCAAUAACAGCGGUGAAUGUAGGCAUUUUUGUUUUAUUCAUGGUCUUAGAGGGGAGAAAUUUCAGUAUUUCGUCCCUGAGUAUGAUGUUAUCUGCGGGCGUUAGAUAAGUGCUCUUAUCAUGUGAAGGAACUUCCCUUCUAUUCCGUUUUCUGAAUGUUUUUAUCAUGAGAGGAUGUUGGAUUUUGUCAAAUGCUUUUCCUACACCAUUUGAGAUGCUCAUGUGGCAGGUAGAAUUUUACAGAAAGAGGAGGAGUGGAUUGAUAGAGAGGCAGAGAAGUGUGGAGUCUGGAGAAGUAAGUGGCUCAAGUACAGUGUUAGUAAUGCAGCUGGUAUCUGUGAGGAUUACUGCACAAUCUGAAGUCAUUGGAAGAGAAUAUAGCAGAGCAGAGGGUUAGCUAACAAGCCCAGAAAGGGCAUAUUUUGAGAACAUUGGGAAGGACCUUGAGUGCCAGGAUGCCUUGAGCUAGUAGAGCUUUUUAGGGUCUCUCAAUUCGGUCAAACUAGGAAUUUAUGAUAGCUCAUUGUUCUCUACUUUUGUGUCUCUACUUCUGCUUUUCUGUUGACUUUUUCAUUUGUCUAACAAUCCUUCCUUCUUCUUUCUCUUUCUUUUUUCUUUCUUUUUUUUGGGGGGGGCGGGGCACACCUGUGGCAUGUGGGAGUUCCUGGGCCACGCAUUGAACCUGGGCCCCAGCAGUGACAAUGCUGAGUCUUUUAACUGCUAGGCCACCAGGAAACUCCCACAAUCCUUCCUUCUUAAUUUUGGUAGUGAAGUGUUGUGUACAUUUUAUGAACAAAGGAAAUACUGGAUUUCUUCAAUACCAUGUGAUGAAUUCUGUGGUUUUUAAAAUUUAGGAUAAAAACAAAGUUAAGAAGUGAGCCAACCCUUUUUGGUGGUUCAUUUCAACCUUAUGUACAGAGACGGACCUGGUAACAAGCCAACAGCUUUUGUCAGGGCUGUAAAUUAGACUGGAGGGAAGAAUGAACUGCACAUUCCUCAAUCCUGGGCCAAGGUUCCCGAGAUUUCUGCCAGCCCUCUUCCAGACAACAGCAUGGUUCCUCAGCUGUCCUUCUAGUAGGGAGACAGAUGGAACCUCGGGGGCUUCCUGUUUAGGCGUCUCAGAAUUCGGAGUUGUUAUGAUGUGUGGGCUUUGAAAAUGCCACACUUUAGGGAAGCUGAGCUUUUGCAUCUCAGGCUUUCUUAUACUGAACAUGUGUUCCUUUCCAUCUUCAUGGCAUUAAUUUUUGUUGUGCGCGUGCCUCCAGGCCUUUUCCUGAAAUCUCAACAGAGGAUGGGUCCUGGCUUUGCUGGAAGCCAGGCUCAUUAAGUUGCUCAAGCGUUGCCUUGCUGCACACCCUCUCCUGCCUGUUCUCAGGCCAGCCCCAUUCCCCUCCUUCCAAUCUCGUUUCGUUAGUCACUCUCUUCGCCAACAGGCAACCAUGUCAUGGGCUUCUUCUCCCUCCAAGGAGUGGGCCCAGACCUAAGGACCAGCCCGUCUCUGUCAAUGACCAGCACAUAUCAGAGAUAUGACUAUUUAGCUCUCUAACCACGUGCCUCUGUCCUCUCUAGAAACCUUCCAACAUACUGUUAACCCAAGUGCAGGGGCGGAAGAGCCCAGGAGCACCUGGGACAAAUGUUAAUGGCUUGUUCAUUAGGACACUUCAUCAGAGGGUUCCAGCUGUUGGUGUCAGGAGGUGACAAUGAGGCCUCUCUUGGAUAAGAAGGAUGUGGAGAUCCGCAGAGAUCAGAAAUGGAAAGAUGACUGUGACUCAGCCAUCAGAAAACUACUUGACGUCUAAGUUUUAGCCAACAGCAGGGGUGGCUGCAUGGAAAAUGCACACAUACAUCCAUUGUUGCAAGGCCAUAAUUUCCUUAGCACCGUCCUCAGGCUGUAUUAAUGAAGAAGCCAACUGUGCGUGUCACAGUGCUGGCCCUGUAUGCAGCUAUGCAAGGAUGCUUCUCAGUUAAAUGGAGUAUGGAUAUGUAAAGUGAUUAACUAAGACUUGACAGUUAACACAAUUCUUUAAUUGCAGCAGGCAUCUGAAGUAAAUAAGUGAGUCUAAUUGUUGAGAAAGCCUAGAACUAAAAAGCUUAAAUUUUAGAAGCAAGUCUUGCUGUUUCACAUUACAAGGAGAAAUCUUUCUUCAAAGAUUCACAGGCUUUUAUGCUGGAGUAUCUAAUAUAGAUUUUAUUUUUUCUUUUUAAUAAAAAAAUUGGCUUGCUAACCUUGAAGAAAUCCAUACUCGUUAUUUAAAAAAUUGAACAAUAUAAAACAGUAUCCAAACCAGAAAGCUAAACCCACUGACCCACCCCAAACCUGUCAAACAUGCUUCAUUCCCACAAGGUGACCACUCUUAGCUUUUCUCUGUCACCUUCCUGUCCCCUUUUUUUUUUUUCCCUUUUUGGUCUUUUUAGGGCGGCACCUGGGGCAUAUGGAAGUUCCCAGGCUAGGGGUCGAAUCAGAGCUGUAGCCGGCAGCCUACACCACAGCCACAGCA